AUGGGAAAGAAAAUUUGGCUGUCAAAAAUGUCUAUGGUAUGCAUACUAUUGCUGAUACUGUGGGAGAUGGCUUUGCCUUCUAUGGCCUGUCCUUCAGAUGGAACUGAGUGCAGUAACUGUAUCACAAAUCAAAUGAAAUCCAGUUGCCCAAGAUGUGUUCCAAUAAUGCAAUGCAUGGCUCGAUGUUUGUGGGGUGGAACGUGUCGUUCCAAGUGUAUCAAGAAAUGUGACUGCAAUGGUGGCUAUCCAAGGCUAGCCGAUUGCAAGAAAUGCUUGUCGCAGUGCAAAUGCAGUUGUUCAAGUUAG
Fraxinus pennsylvanica is the source of this 306-nucleotide messenger RNA. Lineage: Eukaryota; Viridiplantae; Streptophyta; Magnoliopsida; Lamiales; Oleaceae. The record is from the annotation of a GenBank genome assembly.